UUAGAACGAGACCUGUGCUAACCACCAAAAAGCUGUCUCAGGAGACAGCAAGUCAAAAAUUCCAAAUGAUGGCAGAUCAUGGAGAGCCCUGCAGUGGGAAGGAAGCCAGUUACUGUAUGAAUGGAGGGAUUUGCUAUAAAAUACCUUCCAUGGAUACACUCACCUGCGUGUGCACUGAAAGUUACAAAGGCAGCAGAUGUGAGCACUUCCAGCUCUUUAGCUCUUCUCCUAAUGCAGAGAGGGCAGGGUUAAUUGCAGCUGUGGUCAUUGUUGUCAUCCUCAUUUUAGUGGCGCUGACAGUGGUGAUUUACUAUCUCCGCAAGAUGCUGAAAGCCAAGAAGCAGAGCUCAAAGAACAAUGAAAAAGAGUACUGGAGAGUAAACCCUAGAGUAUGAUCUGCUUUUAUCAUGUGCAUUUAUUAUCCCCCGUUUGUGUGGUGGAGCUCUACACCUAACAACGUCGAUGUCAUUUUGGACCAAAUGUCAUUUUGAAUGUAAAUAUGGGAGAGCAACAGAGAAAUAGAACAAGCUGCUUACUCUUCGAUAAGUCAGUAUGAAGCCUAAGGCUGAUGAAUACUCCGAUGAGAUUUCUGAAUUCUGUGUAUUUAGUUUCAGAAAGACACAUAAUGUAAACCAACUGUAAAAUAAUAUGAGUGGGUGGGAACUGAAUCAUAUUGUGCAGUAUCUAGUCUAAGUAGACAUGACAUUUCAAUGUAUUUGUUCAAAUAUAAAUAAAAAUAAGUGUUUGUUGAACUAAUGCAAAACUACAUUUUGUUUGUGGUACUCAUCGAAUACUAAGUGACCCACUGUAACAAUGAACAGAUAUUGUGUAUGUGUUUUAAUUAUAUAAUUUUGUCACAGUUUAAAUAUAUGCUUUGACUCCUACAAAAUAAUCUGACUGUUAUUUUUGACUUGUCAAACCCCAAAUUACCACAGCCAUAUUUUACACUCCCACGCCGCUUUGUUGCUCAUUCUUACCUCAACCCUUUAACUAAUC
Molecule: messenger RNA, 996 nt
Organism: Cololabis saira (Pacific saury)
Lineage: Eukaryota; Metazoa; Chordata; Actinopteri; Beloniformes; Belonidae
Product: pro-neuregulin-4, membrane-bound isoform-like
Exons: 5
Coding region: 66-395 (109 amino acids)
Biological process (GO): positive regulation of mitotic nuclear division; epidermal growth factor receptor signaling pathway; positive regulation of cell population proliferation
Source: RefSeq, a predicted model, not a curated record